This is a messenger RNA of Argiope bruennichi, 618 nucleotides long. RefSeq lists its product as uncharacterized. Bases 1 to 618 code for a protein of 205 amino acids. The record is from RefSeq and is a predicted model, not a curated record. The transcript has a single exon. NCBI's taxonomy places the organism in Eukaryota, Metazoa, Arthropoda, Arachnida, Araneae, Araneidae.
AUGUCAUCAAGUAGUGAUGAAGUCUCAUCUAUAGAAACUCAUGCCGCUUCAUCCGUGGUUGAUAACUCUAUUCCGAGCACGUUUAAACAACAAAAGGCUGGUGAAUCAAACUACUUUAUUUCACCAAUCCGAAGCGAUGAAAGUGAUAUUGAAGACUCCGAUGAAGAUCCUUAUUUCCGAUUGAUUCACAAAAGUAAGACCCCAUCCGAUGUCGUACUUUCUAUUGCAUCGUUGACGUCGUCCAGCACUAGCAGUAGCAGCUCGAAUUCAUCGAAAUCUAAUAGUUCGUUGGACACUGAAGAUGAUAGUGAGCAAGUAGACCCUCAAAAUGUUACGGUUGCUGGAACUAAUUCCCAAAAGCCCAAGGAGAGAGAAGAAAGGAGUAGAAAGAGAAUACGUAAACCAGCGAAGUGGAAAUCGAAAGUUGCAAAAGUGCUAAGAGAUUCUCGCAAAGCCUACCAGUCUUUCUCGAUAUCGAAGAAACAAGUGCCACAGAGAAAAGUUGGACCGCCCUGUGGAGAAAAAUGUCGGCUAAAAUGCAAAGAUAAGAUCGAUGAAAUGGGACAACAGCUAUUUGAUGCAUUUUGGGGACUCGGCAAUCUUGAAAAACAGAGAUAA